AGAAGGCGGAGCCGCCUUGGAGGCUGUGGCCCGGAUGUCAGGGCGCUGCGGCCGGGGUGGCUGAUUUCGGAGCUUCCUCAAGGAAACCUGCAAACGGCCAAUGGCUGUCGAUAUUCAACCAGCAUGCCUUGGACUUUACUGUGGGAAGACCCUAUUAUUUAAAAAUGACUCAACUGAAGUAUACGGAGAAUGUGGGGUAUGUCCACGAGGACAGAGAACAAAUGCACAGAAAUAUUGCCAGCCUUGCACAGAGUCUCCAGAGCUUUAUGAUUGGCUCUAUCUUGGAUUUAUGGCUAUGCUUCCUCUUGUUUUACACUGGUUCUUCAUUGAAUGGUACUCGGGGAAGAAGAGUUCCAGUGCCCUUUUCCAGCACAUCACUGCGUUAUUUGAAUGCAGCAUGGCAGCUAUUAUCACCUUACUUGUGAGCGAUCCGGUUGGUGUUCUUUCUAUCCGUUCAUGUCGGGUACUGAUGCUUUCUGACUGGUACACGAUGCUUUACAACCCAAGUCCCGAUUACGUUACCACGGUGCACUGUACUCAUGAAGCCGUCUACCCGCUAUACACCAUCGUCUUUAUCUAUUAUGCGUUCUGCUUGGUAUUGAUGAUGCUGCUCCGACCCCUCCUGGUAAAGAAGAUCGCCUGUGGGCUAGGAAAGUCCGAUCGAUUUAAAAGUAUUUAUGCUGCACUUUACUUCUUCCCGAUUUUAACUGUGCUUCAGGCAGUUGGCGGAGGCCUCUUAUAUUAUGCCUUCCCAUACAUUAUAUUAGUAUUAUCGUUGGUUACCUUGGCUGUGUACAUGUCGGCUUCUGAAAUAGAGAAUUGCUAUGAUCUUCUGGUGAGAAAGAAAAGACUUAUUGUUCUCUUCAGCCACUGGUUACUUCAUGCCUACGGAAUAAUAUCCAUUUCCAGAGUGGAUAAACUCGAGCAAGAUUUGCCCCUUUUGGCUUUGGUGCCCACACCGGCUCUUUUUUACUUGUUCACCGCAAAGUUCACUGAACCGUCACGGAUACUCUCCGAAGGAGCCAAUGGACAUUGACUGUAAGAGCCAGAAAGCCCAAAAAGUGUUCUUAGUAAAAAAUGUAUUAUACUCUCUGUUGUACGUGGAAACAAGAUUGGGUUGGUUUGUUUUCUGACUUAACAGGCUUUGGGGUUAGACUUGGAGAAUACAGACUAGUCUCUUCUGUGGUGGACACACGACAAACUGGUUAGGAAGCACUUGCCUCCUGCAGUGAUACUGUUAUUCUGUAGAGUAAAAUCAUGUUUCUGGAAUAAUCUGAAAUCUUUAGCAUUGGCCUAAUUUUGCAUGUAUUUGUUUUUUAAGUGUAAUUAUAAGGACAAACAUACCUUGUUGGUCUGAAAGCAAACAUGGAAGUGAAAUACGUUGUCUGUUAACUAUUUAUUUUUACCAGCACAGUAUUUUGAUUGUAAAAAUAGAGCAUAAUUUAUAUAAAACAGGUGUUUUGUUUAUAGGUGGUUUUGUUGAAGACAUCUUCUGGUUGUUUCUGUUAAGAAAAACAAUAAAAUGCUUAACUACCCAAAAAACCCCUCAGAUGUUCUGACCUUUAAUUGUAUUUUGCCACACUAAUUGUGGAAAUAAUUCAAACUAAUUCGUAAGAGGAAUAUUCCUUUCCCAAAUGAAUAAAUACAUUUUAUUCACAUAGUCCCUUCUUCGGUCUCCUUUUUAAAGGAUCUAUAUACCAUAUUUUAUUGAUCCUGAAACUUUUCUCACGUGAUAAAUUUAAGAGGGCAUCAAUUCUGAGAUAACAAUAUACAGAAUAUAUACAAUACAUAGUUUUCCUGUGGUUAGUUGUUGAAAGAUAUGCUGUGAAUUUUCUGCUCUGAAGCCUGUAGGAGACUGGUGGAACCAUGGACUCAAGGUUAGCACUUAACCUAAUAUUCUGACCAUGUUUAUCCAUUUGUAUUGUUUAGAAGGUUAUUUACCGAUUCUGCUAUUCAGUGGGGGUUAUGCAGGUUUGUUAAUCUCACACUUAAGACUUCCCUGGACCACUGCAAAAUCUGAAAGAGAAAGCACUCACUUCUUUUUUGUAGUUUUGUUUGUGCAUUUUGAAUUCACAACGGUUGUAUCCUUGAAGUUACUUUAAUGCUUUUUUCAUGGUACAUUGAACCACUGGGGGGUGGACUUUUUGGAUAUGAAUGUGUUUCUUCUUCUUUUCUUCUGUAGGAAUAAAAAUAAAAUGUAAAAAUUCUAUGUAUCUCACCCAAGUUUGGGUGGUUAUUAGUGGCCAUUAAAAUUCUAAAUUUCCUGAA
Molecule: messenger RNA, 2268 nt
Organism: Suricata suricatta (meerkat)
Lineage: Eukaryota; Metazoa; Chordata; Mammalia; Carnivora; Herpestidae
Gene: JKAMP
Product: JNK1/MAPK8 associated membrane protein
Exons: 7
Coding region: 101-1036 (311 amino acids)
Biological process (GO): response to unfolded protein
Cellular component (GO): membrane
Molecular function (GO): ubiquitin protein ligase binding
Source: RefSeq, a predicted model, not a curated record